UGUUUUUUUAAACGGAGAUCCCGGAAGUGAGCUGGGGCUGCGACUGGCGCUGUAUUAAGCGGCCGGGUCCGCUGGGAAAGGGGGGGAAAAAGUAACUCGCGAGGAGGGGGAGGGACAGGACACCUUCGGGAAAAAGGAGGGGGGGGCCCUAAAAGGGAAAAAAUGGCGUCGUUCAUCACGGUGCAGAUGAAGAAGGCCUCGGAGGUGGACUUGGCCAAGCCUCUGUGCAAGUUCAUCCAGCAGACUUACUCGGGCGGGGACUCGCAGACGGAGCACUGCCGCGCCGCCGAGGAGCUCAACAAGCUGCGCAAGAGCGCGCUCGGCCGCUCGCUGGACAAGCACGAGAGCUCGCUCGAGACCCUCCUGAGAUAUUAUGAUCAGCUGUGUUCCAUAGAGCCAAAAUUUCCAUUUUCUGAAAAUCAGCUAUGUGUAACCUUUACCUGGAAAGAUGCUUUUGACAAAGGAUCAUUAUUUGGUGGAUCAGUUAAACUUGCUCUGGCAAGUUUGGGCUAUGAAAAGACAUGUGUGCUGUUCAAUUGUGCAGCUUUAGCUAGCCAGAUUGCAUCAGAACAAAAUCUUGACAGUGAUGAAGGAUUGAAAGCUGCUGCUAAACAUUAUCAGUUUGCUAGUGGUGCCUUCCAGCAUAUUAAAGAUACAGUUCUCUCUUCUUUGAAUCGAGAACCUACAGUGGACAUCUCCCCAGAUACAGUUGGCACAUUAAGUCUUAUCAUGCUGGCUCAAGCUCAAGAAGUCUUUUUUCUAAAAGCUACAAGAGAUAAAAUGAAAGAUGCCAUCAUAGCUAAACUUGCAAAUCAAUCUGCUGACUACUAUGGUGAUGCUUUCAAACAAUGUCAGUACAAGGAUACCUUACCCAAGGAGGUGUUUCCUGUUCUGGCUGCAAAACACUGCAUAAUGCAGGCCAAUGCAGAGUAUCAUCAAUCUAUACUGGCAAAGCAGCAGAAGAAAUUUGGUGAAGAAAUUGCAAGACUGCAGCAUGCUGCUGAUCUAGUAAAAACUGUGGCCUCUCGCUAUGAUGAAUACAUAAGUGUAAAAGACUUGUCUGACAAGAUCAGCCGUGCACUCACUGCAGCAAAGAAGGACAAUGACUUCAUCUACCAUGACAGGAUUCCUGAUCUUAAAGAUCUAGAGCCUAUUGGGAAAGCCAGCCUUGUGAAAGCUACUCCAGUUGUUGUCCCUCUGAGUCAGAAAUUUAUUGAUUUGUUUGAGAAGAUGGUUCCUUUGGCAGUACAGCAGGCUCUUACCCUCUACAACCAAAGAAAGGCAGAUUUGGUGAACAGAUCCAUUGCCCAAAUGAGAGAGGCCACCAACCUGGCAAAUGGAGUGUUGGCAUCCCUUAAUCUCCCUGCUGCUAUUGAGGAUAUAUCUGGAGAUAGUGUUCCUCAGUCUAUUCUGCAGAAGUCAAAGUCUGUGAUUGAGCAGGGAGGUGUCCAGACAAUUGAUCAGUUGAUGAAAGAUCUUCCUGAACUGCUUCAGAGAAAUAGAGAGAUUCUGGAUGAGUCUUUAAGGAUAUUAGAUGAAGAAGAAACAACAGACAAUGAGCUGAAAAACAAGUUCAAGGAACGUUGGCAAAGAACGCCAUCAAAUGAUCUUUACAAGCCUUUGAGGGCAGAGGGAGCCAAUUACCGUAAUAUCUUGGAUAAAGCUGUGCAAGCUGACAAACAGGUUAAAGAACGUUACCAGUCUCAUCGAGAAACAAUUUCACUGUUAUGUAAGCCAGAGCAAGAACUGAAUGCAGCAAUUCCUUCAGCAAAUCCAGCAAAAACUAUGCAGGGGAGUGAGAAUGAUCUGAAAUCGGUGAACUUUGAUAUGACAAGUAAAUUCCUAACAGCACUUGCACAGGAUGGUGCUGUAAAUGAAGAAGCUGUUUCUGUGACUGAAUUAGAUCGUCUGUAUGGCAGUCUCACCCAUAAGGUACAGGAGUCUCUGAAAAAGCAGGAGGAACUUCUCAACAGCAUUCAGAAUUCGCAUCAAGAAUUUUCUAAGAUGAAGCAAUCAAAUAAUGAAUCGAAUUUAAGGGAAGAAGUUUUAAAGAACUUAGCUGUAGCCAAUGACAACUUUGUGGAACUUGUUGCCAACCUGAAAGAAGGAACAAAGUUCUACAAUGAGCUGACUGAAAUCCUUCUGAAGUUCCAAAACAAAUGCAGUGACAUUGUCUUUGCACGAAAAACAGAAAGAGAUGAACUUCUGAAAGAUUUGCAGCAAAGUAUUGCUAGAGAGCCCAGUGCCCCUUCUUUUCCUUCUGUGCCUGCCUAUCAAACGGGUCCUGCUGGAGGAAACAAACCGCCUGCAUCGUCUGCUCCGACCCCGGCCCCCAGAACCAUGGUGUCUAGUAAGCCACAGCCACCAGCACGUCCUCCGCCACCAGUGAUUUCGACAGCAAAUACAGUCUCAGCUCCCCCACCAGCUGCCUCCGGGACAAUGGCUGUUCCAGCUAGUUCUGCAACCAGCACAGCACAUUCGCAGGCUCAGGGACCGCCAUAUCCCACUUACCCAGGGUACCCCGGGUAUUGCCAGAUGCCUUUACCGAUGGGAUACAAUCCUUAUAUGUAUGGCCAAUACAAUGUGCCGUAUACACCUUCACCUGUAUACCAAAAUCCUGGACAAGCACCAUACCCUGGACCUCAGCAACCUGGAUACCCUUACCCACAACAACCUGGAUACCCUUACCCACAGCAAUAACAUAUCUGCACAGAUGUACUGCCUGUUAUAGCUAAGAGAAUCUUGCAAUAAGCAUACUAAAUCUUUUUGUUCCAGUUAGUGUACCUUACUCUAUUGAAGACAGUCUGUAACUUCUCUCUCUGGCUAUAUACUCAAAAAGUUGCGCUUGCAGUUGGAUUCUGACUGUGUUACACCUUUUGAGGGAUUUACAAGCUGCUGUAAUUUAUGGACAAACUUGUAUUACAGCAAAGUUCAUUGGUACAUAAGCUGCUCUUUAAAUUAGACCAAAAUGUUCUUCACAGAAAUCAUUAUUUGCUAUAAAUAGCAACUGGAGUAUUUCACAGCAAUGUUAAAAGCACUGGGGUGUGAUCUAUGCUACAAAACUAAAAAAGAGUUUCUUCUAUAUUAUGUUGGUUUGUAUCUUGGAUUUGAGUUUAGUUUACCAAUAUGCUAUUUUUGUCUAAUCAAGGCAUUGUAAAUCAUAAAGUGCAAAAUAAAAUUGCAUAGGAAUGGUUUAAAAUCUUUAACACUCGAUGAUAUGACCAGUGUUGUAUGCUUCUGAAGUUUGAAGGCACUCAUCAGCGCUGGUUGUUGAAGCUGAAGCUUCUGCUGCAAGUCGAGGUUAGUUGUACUCAGUUCCUGUUAUAUAAAAGCAAUUCCAUAAAUCAAGAUGUUGUGAUGUUAUCCUAAAAUGAGACACACAAAAUAAAAGAUAUUUUUAU
Messenger RNA from Gekko japonicus, 3401 nucleotides. RefSeq names its product programmed cell death 6 interacting protein (gene PDCD6IP). Lineage: Eukaryota; Metazoa; Chordata; Lepidosauria; Squamata; Gekkonidae. Gene Ontology annotation, cellular component: endosome. The coding region runs from base 163 to 2700 and encodes 845 amino acids. Gene Ontology annotation, molecular function: protein binding. The record is from RefSeq and is a predicted model, not a curated record. The transcript is spliced from 18 exons. Gene Ontology annotation, biological process: mitotic cytokinesis.